Messenger RNA from Salvia miltiorrhiza (redroot sage), 1492 nucleotides. Its product is annotated as cytochrome b561 and DOMON domain-containing protein At4g12980-like. The record is from RefSeq and is a predicted model, not a curated record. The transcript is spliced from 3 exons. Lineage: Eukaryota; Viridiplantae; Streptophyta; Magnoliopsida; Lamiales; Lamiaceae. Bases 108 to 1289 code for a protein of 393 amino acids.
AAACCAUGCUGUAACAGAAUAAAUAAAGCUCCGCUAUCUAUUAAUUCAUUCAAACAGCAUAGACUUAUUUAUAUGAUAUCAAAGAAUAACACAACUCAAAAUCCAAAAUGACGAACAUACCCCUACUCGUCGCACUCGCGGCGCUGCUCUCCCCUCUCCUCGCCACCGCGCACGACUGCAGCCAAGACUUCCGAGCAGAAGCCGAGAAAAUGAUGCCGAACUCCACGCGAAUCCAGAGCUGCCGGCGGAAGACUCUGGCGGCCGAAUUGGCGUGGAGCUUCGACAGGGCGUCCCGAGGGCUCCACGUGGCCUUCGGGGCACAGCUGAGGCGCGAAGACACGGGUUGGCUCGCCUGGGGCGUAAACCCAGGCGGGCCCCACAUGGACGGCACGCGGGCCGUCAUCGGCAUCAAGCAACGGAACGGCUCGUACGGAUGCCACAAGUACAACGUCACCGCCGCCACCAAGUCCCGGAGGUGCCCGUUGGUACCGGCGGACGACAUCGAUAUCGGGGUCGAGUUCAGUAGUUAUCGAAUGGAGUACGUUCCGCGGCUUGAUUAUCACGUGAUUGUGGCGACGGUUGUGCUGCCGGAGAAGGAGUUCAACAGCUUGGAGACACACGUUGUGUGGCAGAUUGGUGAGCAUAUCAACGGAAAUGAGCCGUUGAUGCACCCAAAAUCUCUCAACAACUUCGACAGCACUGAGACUCUUGAUCUUCAAUCCGUCAAAAUUAUUAGCUACACUCGCCAUCGACGUUUUAAACUAAGAAUAGUUCAUGGGGUGCUAAACAUAGUGGGAUGGGGGACGCUACUGCCGAGUGGCGCAAUAGUGGCAAGGUAUAUGCGGAUAUUUCCAAAGCCAUGUGUACGGUGGUACGACGUCCACGUCAGCUGUCAGACUACCGGAUACAUCAUUGGUUCCAGUGGGUGGGCCCUGGGGCUAUGGCUUGGAAAGGCUUCCCAAAACUAUAAGUUCAAUAUCCAUAAUACCGCUGGACUCAUUAUUUUUAUUCUCUCAACCAUACAGAUGUUGGCGUGGAGGUUAAGGCCGGCCCCCGACGAUGGGUACAGAACGUAUUGGAAUAUGUAUCAUCAUUUUUUAGGGUAUGCGAUUAUGGCGUUGAUAUCGUUCAACAUAUUUUUGGGGAUUAAGAUUUUGGAGCCAGAGCAUGUGUGGAAAUGGGCUUAUAUUGGAGUCCUUGGAGGCUUGGGAAGUGUGGCUCUUUCAUUUGAACUUUUGGGUUGGACUAAAUUUCUUAUUGAAAAAAGCUCCUCAUCUAAACCAACAUGAUCCCCUUCCCUUUUUAUAUAUAUUCUCUUCAUUUUUGUUUGUAUUAAUCUUUUGGGUGAUGCUGUGUUUCACUAGCGUAUCAAGUAUGGUCUCUAUUGGAAGGACAGAAAAACUAUGAAAAUAUGCAUAGCGUGUUACCGGCUAGCUUGUAAUUAAAUAUUGAAGCUCGAUUAUUUGAAUUAUACUUAUCAUGUUUCGUAUUA